Molecule: messenger RNA, 1581 nt
Organism: Aedes albopictus (Asian tiger mosquito)
Lineage: Eukaryota; Metazoa; Arthropoda; Insecta; Diptera; Culicidae
Product: tigger transposable element-derived protein 1-like
Exons: 2
Coding region: 1-1581 (526 amino acids)
Cellular component (GO): nucleus
Molecular function (GO): DNA binding
Source: RefSeq, a predicted model, not a curated record
AUGUCACAGGAAACGACAACAAAAGCGAAGAAACGAAGAUCAUUGAGUUUGAAAGAAAAGCUUCAGAUUAUCGAAGAUGUGGAAGAAAAAGGACUGUCCUAUGCAACCAUCGCAGCCAAUUUACAUGUAAACGAGUCCACCAUUCGUACAAUCAUCCGACAGAAAUGCGAUAUAAAGAAGAUUGGGCCAGUUGCUUCCAAAAUAAGCGGAAAAGUUCAUCGGCUGCGGGAUCCCGUUUUUUUGGACAUGGAAAACGCGUUGAAUUCAAUGAUUGAGUGCAACACCGAGCGUGGCUUUCCAGUGGACUUCAAUUACAUCACAGAAAAGGCUCUGGAGUUCUACUCCGUUUACAACAAAAUGCAUGGAGUAGCUGAGGGAAAUAUCAAGCCUUUCAAUGCCUCCAAGGGCUGGUUUCAGAAAUUCUGCAAGCGGUACGGAAUCCACAACGUUCGUCUGCAUGGUGAAAUGGCUUCAGCUGAUAUUGAGGCUGCUGCAACCUUCCCGGCAUUCGUUGAACAGGAAAUCAAAGCUGGUGGGUAUUGUCUUGAUCAAGUGUUCAACUGCGACGAGACCAAACUUUUCUACAAAAAAACGCCCCAAAAUUCAUACGUCUCGGAUUAUACUAAGAAAAUGCCUGGAGCAAAGGCCGACAAAAAGGGAUUUUCAAUCCUUUUUUGUUCCAAUGCUGCUGGGUCUUUGAUGACAAAGCCUCUUGUCAUUAAUAAUGUGGCUAAACCGAGGGCAAUUAAAGAUGUGAUGCAUUCAAACCUUCCUGUGCACUACCGAAGCAAUAAAAAAGGUUGGAUGACACAGGACAUCUUUAAUGGCUGGGUUGAGAAUUGUUUUGUUCCGGAACUUGAAAGCUUCUGCCGUUCACGGAAUAUCGGUUUCAAGGCUCUUCUAUUGCUGGACAACGCGCCAUCGCAUCCGACAACGUUCGAUCAUCCCAACGUGAAGCUGCUUUAUCUGCCUCCCAACACCACAUCCUUGAUUCAACCCCUAGAUCAGGGCAUAAUUAGAAACUUCAAGUUGCUCUACAUCAAAAAAAGCUACCGACACAUCCUACAUUCAUCAGAAAAAGACAGUUCGUCAUUGAUUGAUUCGUGGAAGAAAUUUGAUUUAAAAAACUGCUUCGAUUGUGUGCAAGCAGCAGUAUCGGAGAUCAAACCAUCCACACUACAAAAUUGCUGGAAGAAAAUUCUUCCCAGCUAUUUUGAACAAACAGAGCCACCAACCGAGGACGAAGCGGUACUGAACGAAAUUGUUCAGAUGGGUGCAGACUUCGGAGCGGCAGGACUAACGGGUGAUGACAUAAAGGACAUGAUCAGGGAUCAACCGGCAACAGUGGAUGAAAUUGUUGCCAUCUUGGAGCCAGAACCAGCAAGCGAGAUCGAUGUCGUUGUCCCACCACCGGAUGCUGAAGAAAUUGAUAAUAGGAUCAGACAACUGAGCGAACUAGAAAGCUUCUGUGCACUGGACAGUAAUAUGGAACGAAGCCAGAAGAUGCAGGACAUCAUGCAAGAAUUUCAUCCCCAGCUCAAGCGUCUGCUCACAGAAUGGAAAGAGGAAGAGACAAAGUAA